Purpureocillium lilacinum is the source of this 930-nucleotide messenger RNA. RefSeq lists its product as uncharacterized. The record is from RefSeq and is a predicted model, not a curated record. Lineage: Eukaryota; Fungi; Ascomycota; Sordariomycetes; Hypocreales; Ophiocordycipitaceae. Gene Ontology annotation, cellular component: extracellular region. Gene Ontology annotation, molecular function: chitinase activity. Gene Ontology annotation, biological process: carbohydrate metabolic process.
AUGCUCGCCGCCAUCCACCUCAACGACGACCCCUCCGCCCUCACCCUCAACGACCACCCGCCGUCCCACCCCCGCUUCGACGUCCUCUGGGCCGAGCUCCGCGUCCUCCAGGCCUCGGGCGUCCGUGUCCUCGGCAUGCUCGGCGGCGCGGCCCCCGGCACCUUCACCCGCCUCGACGGCUCCGACGCCCAGUUCGAGGCCUACUACGCCCCGCUGCGAGACUUGGUUCGCCAGCGCAGCCUCGACGGCCUGGACCUCGACGUCGAGGAGAACAUGUCCCUCGGCGGCGUCAUCCGCCUCAUCGAUCGGCUGCGCGCCGACUUUGGCCCCGGCUUCAUCAUCACCCUCGCGCCCGUCGCCAUGGCCAUGCUCGACGCGGAGAAGAACCUCAGCGGCUUCGACUACGAGGCGCUCGAGGUGCUGCGCGGCCGCGAGAUUGCCUGGUACAACGUCCAGUUCUACUGUAACUGGGGCGACGCCAGCAACACGUACAUGUACGACCUCAUGCUCGGCAAGGGCUGGCCCCCCGAAAAGCUCGUCAUCGGCCUCGUCACCAACCCUGCCAACGGCGCCGGCUUCGUGCCCUGGCACAUGCUGUCCGUAGUGCUAGCAAUGCUAAGGCGUCGGCACCAGAACUUUGGCGGCGUCAUGGGCUGGGAGUACUUUAACGGCUUACCUGGUGGCGCCGAGCGCCCGUGGGAGUGGGCGAGGGACAUGACCUCGGUCUUGCGGCGCGAGGCUCUCGAGACGCCGCCGGUCCAGCCGCCUCCACAGGAGCCUGCAGAGCCUCCGCCGAUACCCCCUCGGCCAGCUUCCUUGACAACGGCGCCGGUGGGGGAGAUCGAAGCUGAUCCCGAUCGGGCGGAUGGGGCAGCAGCGGUCGUGCCCUCGCCCUUUGACUAUUACUCAGAUGGGCCUCGGGAUGAUUGA